AAGGAUUAUAUAAACAGAUGCUCGAGAUGAAACACGUGCGUGAGAAUUUUCCGGCGAGAGUUUUCUCAUCUCUGACAUUCGCACGUUUAUCCGUAAGUGACUGUGAUAACGCUAUCAUAAAUGAGAACACUAUCGAACGUCGAACGAAUGAAACGUGUGAAAAAAGCCGGAAGUCUUCAAGGCUGGUCGCAUUUGUGUCGCCGCUCGCCACGAAAUGGCCUCGAUCCUUUAGAUUUGUUCUGUAUUUUUCGUAGUUUCUCCCAAGAGAGAUUUAAUCCGCGACUUUAGAUAGCGAAAUAUCUCGAUUUGUGCGCUAAUAAAAGGAAAAAUCGGGUAAAUCACCUGCCCUACCGGGUGACGACGACGACGACGACGAUGAUGACGAUGACGAUGACGAUGAUGAUGACGAUGACGAUGAUGAUGACGAUGAGGAGAGGGAGAAGAAGCGAGACGGAAGAGGAAGGGAAGCGCAAUAUAAGUAUCGUUACAACAUGUGAGAUAUAGAUUUCAAUGGAAUACGAGAAGAGAAGACGCGACUCGCGAAAUGACGGCUAUCAAAAAGGAUGAUGAUGCUGACGCUACCGAAAAAACGUCGCCGAAAAUGUCCGUCGCGAUGUCUCCGACUCUACAACAGAACUGAUUAUGGUUGGGACCUGGUGCAGAAGAACUUGGUGCUCAGCUCGUUCUUCUGGGGUUAUGUGGUAACGCAGGUGCCGAGCGGCUAUAUCGCUGGCAUCUGGAGCAGCCAGAAGCUCCUCAGCAUCGGGAUGUUGCUAUGCGGCGUCUUCAACAUCGUGACGCCAAUCGUCGCCAGCAAGUGGGGUCUGCCGGCCGUUCUGGUUUGCAGGGUAGGCAUGGGUCUUAUGCAGGCUUGCUUAUUACCUUGCAUGCAAACUCUUCUCUCCAAAUGGGCGCCACCCUCUGAGAGAGCACGACUAGGAACUUUUGCUUAUGCGGGCGCCCAAUUUGGAACGGUGAUCACUAUGCCAAUUUCUGGAUUUCUCGCUACAUCGAGCAUAGGUUGGCCCAGCAUCUUUUACCUAUUCGGUGCAUUAACGAUUCUCUGGAGUACAGUUUUCUUCUAUUUCGGGGCGGACUCACCUGCCGAACAUCGUAGUAUUUCUCAGAAAGAAAGGGAGUACAUAGAGGAAAGUUUGAGAACCACGGAAACGAAAGAUAAAAAUGGAAAUGAAUCCAAGCAGAAACGUAUACCAUGGAAGGAAAUAUUCACCUCGCUGCCCAUGUGGGCGCUUAUUAUAGCCCAUUGCAGUCAAAAUUGGGGAUAUUGGACUCUACUGACGGAAAUGCCUAACUACAUGACAGGCGUAAUGAAAAAUAUCGAGAAGAGCGGUUUAUUCUCGGCGUUGCCAUACUUGGUCAUGUGGAUCCUCAGCUUUCCCAUCAGCUGGCUGUCCGAUUACGCGCUAAAGAAGGGCAUGUCCAGGGGUACGGUCAGAAAGGUUUGCAAUAGUGUGGCUCAUUGGGGCCCGGCCGUCGCCCUGGCGUGUAUGAGCAUCGUACCCACCGACAAUACUUGGGCCGUCGUCAUCCUUACCGUGGCGGUGGGCCUGAACGCCGGAUCCCUAUGCGGCUAUCAAAUCAAUCAUAUCGAUCUCAGUCCGAAUUUCGCGGGCACGAUGAUGUCCAUCACCAAUUGCUUCGCGACCAUUACAGCCAUUAUCGCGCCGCUGAUAUGCAGUCUGAUUGUCACCGAUGAGAGCAAUGUGUAUCAAUGGAAUAUCGUGUUCUAUGUCUCGGCGGCGAUCUUCUUUUUGGGUAAUCUGAUAUUUGUGAUAUGCGGCAAGGGCGAAAUACAAUGGUGGAACGAUCCUGACGAAGUCAAAGCUCGACAAAAAGGGGACGGAGACAUAGAAGACAAGAGACAAACUUGAAAUUCAUACGUUUUUAUGAUUUUUCAAAUUUACCACUGGGACUAAUGUGUGACGUAAAUCAGUUUGUAAGUUGGAAAGACCAACUGAUUAUAUUAAUCAUAAGAACUGAUUUAUAUUAAUCUUUGUAAGUCACACAUAUUUUUUGCUCUGUUUCUGAUCACAUAUGGGUCAAAAUGUCUUGUCGCAGUUUUAAUUGUCUCAAAAUGUUUGAAAACAAUCUACAAAAAUUUAUAUAUAUAUAUAUUCCUUGACACAUCUGUAGAAAAUGAUCAUGUGUACAACAAAAGUUAAAAAAUAAAUUUUAAACAUUAUUUUAAUUACUUACUUAAUUAAUACUUACACGGGAUAUUCUAUUGUCAAAAUAUCAAUAAUGUCAAAAUGACCCCUGUGUGAUCUAUAAUAAGGAUUAGACUUGACUUUAAAUACGAAUCAUCUGAGAUCUCAGAAUUACGAUUACGAAGUCACUAUUUGUCGUCGUUAUAAGUGUUGCUGUACAUACAUAUUUUAUUAUUCCAUCAUGAAGUGUGAUGAUGAUCUUUCGACUCUUUGUACUGACGCGCUCGUUAUCUACAUUUUGCAUUUGAUAACGCUAUAAUCGUUAGUCAAAAUUUUGAGAUUAAAAUAGAUUUUUGAUCACGUCGUUAUAUAACAAUAAAUUUUUAUUUUCUGUUUAGGUCUGUUUCUUAGAUACCGCCAUAUGUAAUUUUAAACAUUGUAAAUGCACUUGUCCCAUGCAUAUUAAAUAAGAUAAAUUCUUCUUCAAAUCGGAUAAAAUUUUUUAUUACAAUGAAAAAAAUGUGUUGUAAAAGAAAAAUGUCUACAAAUUUGUUCACGAAACAGAUAUAUCUAUGUAUUGAUUGUAUAAGAAUGUUUGUCAUAAAAUACAAAUUUUGACCUCUAUUUAUAAUAUUAUAUAUAAUCAAAAACAAUCAAAAAGGCGGGCUUAUGGAGCAAUUAGCAAUCUAUGUGAUAAUACCUCGUAAAAUUAAAAUAGCGUGACAUAAACUUAUGAGUUGACGAAGAACUAGCAAUAUAAUAAUUUAGAAAUCGUGAUUAACGUAAAAUACAAUAAAAAAUACAUAUUAAAUAAUAAACUAUGAAUUAAAUACAAAGAUGUUGACCAAGUAAAAAAAACAAACGUUUCAGUCCUAAACUGGACUCUCUUCAGUAUUAUACAAUGAUAUAAAAUAAGUACGAUUGAUAAUCAAAAAGUAAUUUGCUUUUAAAAUAAUAGACAUAAGGGAUAACUAUAAUAAUUUAUCUUCGUUUCAAUUAUUUAAAUUUUAUUGACCAUAUUGACCCUCUUCCUUUAUCUCGCGUUUUUCACGAUUAAUAGAUAUAUAACGAUAAUUACAAUAGAGAUACAAUAUUAACUUCGCUUCGGGUACUUAUAAACGCGAAUCCUUAUCUAAUAAAAUGAAUACACCGCGAAUCGCAAACGUUUGCAUUAAAUGCGUUAUCUUUGUAGGACGAAAGACAAGAAAUCAUUUAUCGACGCGACGAUCUAUUCCGAUACUUACUUCUGGUAUAAAUAAAAGAGCGUAAUUAGGGCACAGUCGUAAUUGUUAUUAAAUCUUAAAUUAUCUUAUUCUCAACAAAUCUUGAAUUAUUUAGAAAAAGAGAAACGCAUUUACUUCAAGAUAAUUCAUAUUGAGCGAAUUCUUCAAUGAUAUAUACAGGGUAUCCUAAAACUACCGUACUUCCUCUUAAUGAUAGAUUCCUUAGAACAUUUCAAGACGAAAAUUUUAAUACAAAAAUGUCGAGGCUAUAAUAGUUUUUAAACAGGAAUCGAUUAUAUUUUAUGAAUGGCAAGGCUGAGAUUUCGCGCGCUCAGGCACUGCGAAAUAGUAGACACCUUCAUGGUAACAUUAAUCGACCACUUUGACAGUUGAAGUUGAAACAUGUCGCAAAUUUUUAUUUGAAUCAUUUUUGAGAUAUCUUUUUGCAUCCAUUAUUCGUAAAAAGAAUGUAUUAAUGCAAUGCGUAUUGUAAAUUUAUGCGAUAAUCAUAAUAUCAUAAAAAAGACGCUCCAUUCAUAGAAGCACUUUUUUCACUUGUCAUUUCGACGUGCCUGAGCACGCAAAAUCUCAGCCUUAUCAUUCGUAAAAUAUAAUCGCUUUCCGUUUAAAAACUAUUAUAGCCUCGACAUUUUUGUAUUAGGAUUUUUGUCUUGAAAUGUUCUAAGGAAUCUGCCAUUAAGAGGAAGUAUGGUAGUUUUAGGACACCCUGUAUAUUGUACAACAUGCCAACAUGUACAUAUAGUACUAUAAUAUGCAACCAAGUUAUAUCUUGU
Formica exsecta is the source of this 4185-nucleotide messenger RNA. Its product is annotated as putative inorganic phosphate cotransporter. Gene Ontology annotation, biological process: transmembrane transport; monoatomic anion transport. The coding region runs from base 564 to 1892 and encodes 442 amino acids. Gene Ontology annotation, cellular component: plasma membrane. The transcript is spliced from 6 exons. Gene Ontology annotation, molecular function: transmembrane transporter activity. Lineage: Eukaryota; Metazoa; Arthropoda; Insecta; Hymenoptera; Formicidae. The record is from RefSeq and is a predicted model, not a curated record.